Molecule: messenger RNA, 6006 nt
Organism: Ochotona curzoniae (black-lipped pika)
Lineage: Eukaryota; Metazoa; Chordata; Mammalia; Lagomorpha; Ochotonidae
Gene: ADAMTSL4
Product: ADAMTS like 4
Exons: 16
Coding region: 2183-5380 (1065 amino acids)
Biological process (GO): extracellular matrix organization
Cellular component (GO): extracellular matrix
Molecular function (GO): metalloendopeptidase activity
Source: RefSeq, a predicted model, not a curated record
CUGCCCACCGGUCCCGUUAGAGCACCCGGCCCGCGCGCCAAGCCCGCAGCGCCCCAGCCCCUUGCUCCGCGCCGUCGCGCCCCCCGCCGCGACCCCGGCCCGGCGCCGGUUCAGAAGGUCUCGGAAGCUCUUCUAGUUCCCUGGGGUCGGAUUCCUGGGGAGGGGGUCUGAUCUGGUGGAAUUCUGGCCCCACCACCCUCUCGGGGAAUGAGCCAAAAUUCCUACUAAGUCACAUAGUGCAGUUGGAAAACAUACCCAAGACCUCCCUGCGCCUGUCCUUGCUGCUCUCGGGGGACGCGUCCCGCUGAUUCCCCCUCACUCUUGCAGCUUGGGGUAGGGUUCCUGGGAGGGAUGCUGGUGGGUGGGGCCCUGAUAACAGCAGGCGCAGCCGGUGGCAAAAGAUACACCUGUUGCGAUGGCUCUGCUCCCUCCUCCCGACGCCCCCUGGUUCCAGGACAGAGGAGAGGGUGGGAACAAGGGAUUCAAGCCCAGGAUAGAGACUGCACCCCCCCCCGCCCCCGCCGCUGCUGAAGCAGACUGCCCAGCCCCAUCCACUCCCACUGCAAUGACCUGUUUCCCAGAGGUGAGUCCAGCAAUGUAAAGGGGUUAGCCCUGCAGGUCCCAUGCCGGGACCUUCACUGUCCAACGUGGAGAGAUGUGGCCAGCAGGAGCCCAGAUUUUUCCAGGUCAGGAUCCAGCCUGGCACCGAAGUGACCACCUCUGCCCUCUCCUGUCCUCACCCAAAUACACCAGGAGAAGGGCAUGGACAGGGUGGAAGCACAAAUGUGUGUCUGUUUUGGGGGGGGGGGGAUCGGCCCCCUGCCCAGCUGCAGGGCAGGGGAGGGCAGGGUGGGACUUUUCCAGAGAGGGAGCCAGGCCUGGCGGGUGGCCCUUGGCGCUCGCGUCACCGCCCCCCCACCCCUCACUUCUCCAGGGAGCUGCCAAAGCCAAACCCAGCUUGGGCUGGGAUUAUGUGUCCUGGGUAGACCCAUGGAGUGGAGCAGGGGUGAAGCAGACACGGAGGGGGACCCCGCAGGGAGAAGGCAGCCCAUGGCGUGGUGGUCGGCAUGCAUCCAAUCAAGGGUCAACAGGCUGAAGGUUUGGGUAGAACAUGGGCUCUCAGCAGGGCGGAGCUGCUGACCUCAGUGGUCAGUCCGGCCAUCAGCAGCCCCUUCCCAGCUCUGGGCAGCAGAGCGAGCCUGCCCGCUGCAGGUCUCAGGGAGGACAAGGGGGCCCCAGAGUGUACCCCCUUCCCACCGCUGUUCUCCUGCCCCGGAGCUGGCCCACCUCACAAGUGGCUCCUUGGAACCUUUUCCCGGGUGCCUUUUGGAUCCAACAGAAACACGUUUUUGGUUUUUUUUUUCCUGGAAAGCAGAGCUAAGAGCAGGAUUAGGAGUGGGGGCGGGAAGGGCUGCAAGUCUGAAGGGUGGGGAGUGUCAAGCUCAGAGGGCAAGCUAGACUUCAGGGUGAACUUCCCAAAGCCUGCCAGGAGUUGGGGGGCUGGGGAUGGGAGAGCAACAAGGGCAAUGGUGGCUGCCAUCUCUCCUUUGCUAGGUCUCCCUAGCCAGUGCAGCGCUGUGGAAAGGAGGCCUUUAGGGUGGAUGGACGGCAGCCCCCAGAGGGGAGGUUAAGUCACCUGCUUCUGCUUUAUGAUGAUUAAACCACCAACCCACUUAGUUUAUCCCUUGGCCCAGAAGCGUCUGAGGCGGCAGGGCUGUGCCCAACUGCUCCAUAAGGAGCUUAGUCGAGGAGGGAAGACGAAGCUGGGAGGCCGGUAGCAAGCAGAGGUGGCUGGGAAAGGGAUCCUCUCACGAAGGCCCCAGUGUCGUGGGCUCGGGCGGAUGGGGUCUGAGUCUCAGCUUUGCAGGUGCCUCUGUAUGUAUGGGCAGGGGAGAGGGGCCAGAUGGUAAGCAUCCCAAGUUACUGGCCUCCAAACAGCCCCUAGAGGGGACUCAGGGAGGGGCUGAAAAGUUCCUGCAGGGCCAAGGGAGAGUGGGAGGGGAGGCUGAGGUCAGGCCCCCGCCCUGCAGCCAGACCCUCCACACCAUGAAGGUGGGUGUUGGUGGUGAUGGCUGGGCUUGUGUUUCUGCAGACAGCAACCCGCGUCCCCCCCCCCCCCCCGGCGCCCUGAUGUCUGAGUAGAGCCCCCUCCAGGCCCCUGCUCUCAGUCGAGGGCUGAGAGAUGAAGUGGGCAGGCUGGUCCUGGUUGUGUCUGCUGCUUCUGGCUCUUCCCCAUCCCUGCCUGGAUCAGGAGGUGCCAUCUGGACAUUCAGCACAAAUGCCCCCAGAUGAGGCCCAGGGGCCCGAGGGGUCAUGGGGUCCUUGGAACCACUGGUCCUCUUGUUCCCAGCCCUGCGGAGCCGGGGUGCAGCGCAGGAGCCGCACGUGCCAGCUCCGCCAGGACCUGGCCCUCCCUCCCCGGCCCCCGCGACACCCCGAAGCCCUCCUGCCCCGGGCUGGCCAGGGUCCCAGACCCCAGGUCUCUGGAGAAACCCACCCUCUAUACAGGCCUCCACCUCGGGGAAGAGGCGGCCCCCUUCGAGGCCCUGCCGCCCAGCUGGGCAGAGAGGAGACCCAGGAGAUGGCAGGGGCUAGGAGAUCUCGGGUCCGAGAGCCCAUCAAGCCUGGAAUGUUCGGCUACGGGAGGGUGCCAUUUGCCUUGCCGCUGCAUCGCCACCGCAGACACCCCCAGCGGCCACCCCGGGCUGCUGCUUCUGGGGUGCCAGGGGCACCCCUGCCAUCAGCCCUGUCUCCUCAUGCUGAGCUACCCACCACGGUCCCACCCACGGAGCUGCCAGCCCGCACCUCUGCCCUCCUAGCAAACACUGAGGGGUCCAGGGCCAGGGCUGCCCCCCGCACAGAGUCCCUCUCAUCCACCCUCUUGGGGCAGAGGAGCCCCUCACCUCUUUCCCCCCAGCCAUGGAUGCCGAGUAUCCAGGGCUGGGCCGGUCCCCGUCCCCGGGGAGCAGGGAGACACCCGGAGUCUUUCCCUCGGGGCAGCCUGCAAGGGUCUCCCAUGGAGCCAGGCACCUGGCUGCCCCUGCUGAGUGACAGCCCUCCGGACAGCCCCCUCUGGAGCCUCUUUGCCCCCAGCAACCCCGUCCCGUGGUGCUCUGGGGAGACGGAGCAGCUGAGAGCCUGCAGCCAGGCGCCCUGUCCCCCGGAGCAGCCAGAUCCCCGGGCCCUGCAGUGCGCAGCUUUCGACUCCCAGGAGUUCAUGGGCCAGCUGUAUGAGUGGGAGCCCUUCACCCAAGUUCAGGGCUCCCAGCGCUGUGAGCUGAACUGCCGUCCCCGUGGCUUCCGCUUCUACGUCCGUCACACGGAGAAGGUCCAGGAUGGGACCCUGUGUCAGCCGGGAGCCCCAGACAUCUGCGUGGCGGGGCGCUGUCUGAGCCCCGGCUGUGAUGGGAUCCUUGGCUCUGGCAGGCGUCCAGAUGGCUGUGGGGUGUGCGGGGGUGACGAUUCCACCUGUCGUUUCGUUUCGGGGAACCUCACCGAGCGAGGCGGUCCCCUGGGCUAUCAGAAGAUCCUGUGGAUUCCCGCGGGCGCUUUCCGGCUCCACAUUGCUCAACUCCGGCCAAGCGCAAACUACCUUGCACUCCGGGGCCCCGGCGGCCGCUCCAUCAUCAACGGGAACUGGGCCGUGGACCCCCCUGGCUCCUACCCAGCUGGGGGGACCGUCUUCCACUACAGCCGCCCCCCACGGGAGGAGGGCAAGGGCGAGAGUCUGUGGGCUGCGGGCCCCACCACAGAGCCUGUGGAUGUCUACGUGAGCCUGGGUGGGGGCAAGCUGGGAGGUGGGGCCGCUCUGGUUAAGGGUGAACCUGUGGGCAUGACAGGUGUGGGGGUGGCUUGCGCUGACCCUCCCGCUACGCCCAACUCCCACCUCCACCCUUCUCCCCAGAUGAUCUUCCAGGAGGAAAACCCAGGCGUUGCUUACCAGUAUGUCAUCUCAUCACCCCCUCCCACCAUCGAGAGCCCCACCUCAGAGCCUGCCAAUCACCAGCUCUGGGCUGAGAUGCCCAGGCGGGAGCCUCCAGCUGCUGUGGCGCCCCGUGCGGCCCGGAUGCCGGGCACCAGGCAGCGGCAGGUGCGGAUCCCCCAGGUGUCUGGCCCACCACAGCACCGGACGUCUGUGGGGUCUUCAGCCGGGUACUGGAAGCGAGUGGGCUACUCAGAGUGUUCUGCAUCCUGUGGGAAAGGUAGCUGGCGCCCUAUUUUCCUCUGUGUCUCUCGUGAGUCAGGAGAGGCAUUAGAAGAGCACAGCUGUGCCGUGGGGGCCAAACCCCCGGCCUCCCUGGAACCUUGCCACGGCCCCCCCUGCCCUCCAUACUGGGAGGCUGGCGAGUGGACAUCCUGCAGCCGCUCCUGUGGCCCGGGCACCCAGCACCGCCAGCUGCACUGCCGUCAGGAGUUUGGAGGGGGCGGCUCCUCUGUGUCCCCGGAGCGCUGCGGGCACCUCCCCCGGCCCAACACCACCCAGCCUUGUCAGCUGCGCCUCUGUGGCCACUGGGAGGUCAGCUCCCCCUGGAGCCAGUGCUCCGUGCGAUGUGGGCGAGGCCAUAGAAGCCGGCAGGUCCGCUGUGUUGGAAGCAACGGUGAUGCAGUGAGCGAGCGGGAGUGCGCCUCAGGGCAGCCCAAGCCGCCCAGCAGAGAGGCCUGUGACAUGGGGCCCUGUACCACGGCCUGGUUCCACAGCGACUGGAGCCCCAAGUGCUCCGCUGAGUGCGGUACGGGGAUCCAGCGGCGUUCCGUGGUCUGCCUGGGCAGCGGGGACACCCUCAAGGCUGGUCAGGAGGAAGCAGGAGCCCAGAACAGUGGGCAGAGCUGUCCGGGCAGUCGCCCUGCUGACAUGCGUGCCUGCAGCAUGGGGCCCUGUGAGAGGAUGCAGCGUUGGUACACAGGGCCCUGGACCGAGUGCUCCUCGGAGUGUGGCUCGGGCACGCAGCAUCGGAAUGUCAUCUGUGUAUCCAAACUGGGCACUGAGUUCAACGUGACUUCUCCUGGCGACUGCUCGCACCUGCCCAAGCCCCCCACCCUGCAGCCCUGCCAGGGACCGGCCUGCCAGGACCGAUGGUUUUCUACACCCUGGGGCCCGUGUUCCCGUUCCUGCCAGGGGGGCACGCAGACAAGGGAGGUCCAGUGCCUAAGCGCCAAUCAAACCCUCAGCGCCAGAUGUCCUCCUCAUCUGCGACCCUCCAGGAAACGAUCUUGCAACAGCCAGCCCUGUAACCAACGCCCCGAUGAUCAGUGUAAGGACAGCUCUCCACACUGCCCCCUGGUGGUGCAGGCCCGGCUCUGCGUCUACCCGUAUUACACAGCCACCUGCUGCCGUUCUUGCGCCCAUCUCCUGGAGCGGCCCCCGCUGGAGCCUGCCUGAAAAGGGUCUGGGAGGCAACUGUCCUCCUGGUUUUCUCGUGCCACCCACUCUGUAACGCCCUGGCUCUCCGACCUGCCCAAGUCUCACCAGAGAUGUCCUCCAGGGACAAGGACGGUCAAGACCCAGGCUUGGGUGUGUGUGGUGUGCUGGCGGUGUGCGUGUCUGCCCUGGCAUGUUUCUGGGCUUUGCGUGGGUGUGUGUGCGCUCAUAUGUAUAUCACUCCUCAAAGCCUAGUGGCGCAGAUCACGAAGGCGCCAUCUCCUGAGACCCGGCUAGGCUGAGCGGAAGGCAAGCUUGCAGUUCUUUCUCAACCGGUUCCCCCUCUGCUCCAGCCUGGUGCCCUAAGCCUCACUUCUGUUCAGACCACACCUCUUCCCAGCCACCCUCUGACUCUCCUCUCUGUUGCCUCCCUAACUAGUUAGGAAUGAGGGGAGGAGGGGGCGGUUGGGGGUAACCACUGCCUGUCCUGCCUUAUCACAAGAGGAAGGCCUGCCUGCCUGGAGCAGGAGCAGCUCGACAGAAGGUGGAAAAGAGAAAUGCUAGCAUAAGACACUCGGGGCCCCUGCCCCACCGAAAACGGUCCCCACCCAAGAAAUAAUUUAUUUUUAUUAAAGAUGGUUAUGACA